Molecule: messenger RNA, 3259 nt
Organism: Pan troglodytes (chimpanzee)
Lineage: Eukaryota; Metazoa; Chordata; Mammalia; Primates; Hominidae
Gene: SHQ1
Product: SHQ1, H/ACA ribonucleoprotein assembly factor
Exons: 11
Coding region: 143-1534 (463 amino acids)
Biological process (GO): box H/ACA snoRNP assembly
Cellular component (GO): nucleoplasm; cytoplasm
Source: RefSeq, a predicted model, not a curated record
ACGCGCGAGCACUUCCGCCUCGAGCCGGAAGCUCCGUCCCUCACACCGAGAGUUCCUGCGCGUGGGGAGUUGGAGAGUUUGCGUGGCGGGAACGCGGCGGCAGUGAGAGCGAGCGGCGCCGGCCUUUGCGUCCGGUGCGGCGAUGCUGACCCCGGCGUUCGACCUCAGCCAGGAUCCGGACUUCCUGACUAUCGCCAUCCGCGUGCCCUACGCCCGGGUCUCCGAGUUCGACGUCUACUUCGAGGGGUCUGACUUCAAGUUCUACGCCAAGCCAUACUUUCUCAGAUUAACCCUUCCUGGAAGAAUUGUAGAAAAUGGAAGCGAGCAAGGGUCCUAUGAUGCAGAUAAAGGAAUUUUUACCAUUCGCCUGCCCAAAGAAACCCCUGGCCAGCAUUUUGAGGGGCUGAACAUGUUAACUGCUCUUCUGGCACCAAGAAAAUCCAGGACAGCAAAACCACUUGUGGAAGAAAUAGGUGCUUCUGAGAUUCCUGAGGAAGUAGUUGAUGAUGAAGAGUUUGAUUGGGAAAUUGAGCAGACACCUUAUGAAGAGGUAUCAGAAAGUGCUUUGAAUCCGCAGUGCCACUAUGGAUUUGGAAACUUACGAUCAGGAGUGUUGCAGCGGUUACAGGAUGAACUGAGUGAUGUUAUUGAUAUUAAGGAUCCAGAUUUCACCCCUGCAGCUGAACGAAGACAGAAGCGCCUGGCCGCUGAGCUGGCCAAGUUUGAUCCUGAUCAUUAUCUAGCUGACUUUUUUGAAGACGAGGCGAUUGAACAGAUUUUGAAGUAUAACCCUUGGUGGACUGACAAAUAUUCAAAAAUGACGGCCUUUUUGGAAAAGAGUCAGGAACAAGAAAAUCAUGCUACAUUAGUGUCUUUUUCUGAAGAAGAGAAAUAUCAGCUACGAAAAUUUGUCAAUAAAUCUUAUCUGCUGGACAAGAGAGCCUGUCGUCAAGUGUGCUACAGUUUGAUUGAUAUCCUUCUGGCAUAUUGCUAUGAAACCCGUGUCACUGAAGGAGAGAAGAAUGUUGAAUCUGCAUGGAAUAUCAGGAAACUGAGUCCAACACUAUGCUGGUUUGAGACUUGGACUAACGUUCAUGAUAUCAUGGUGUCUUUUGGAAGAAGGGUGUUGUGUUACCCACUCUAUCGCCAUUUCAAGCUGGUGAUGAAGGCCUACAGGGACACUAUAAAGAUAUUGCAACUGGGUAAAAGUGCAGUUUUAAAGUGUCUCCUGGAUAUUCACAAAAUUUUUCAGGAAAAUGACCCAGCGUACAUACUGAAUGAUCUCUACAUCUCAGACUACUGUGUGUGGAUUCAGAAAGUCAACACUCUGGAAGUUCUGGCACUGAAACCCAGGGCUAAGAGAAAGCUACCCAUCAACGAUGGUGACUGCUCUUGUCCCACUCACCGCACUGUGCCUCCCGCUCACCCUUGGACACUGCAGUGGUGCUUCUGUGGCCUGAUUACACAUGUGAAGAGGCAGCAGGGGUUGUGGGGGGUGGGGGGCAAUCCCUGCACAAUCUCAUUAUUGUGCUGAGUACUUUGAGAAAUAGCAUUUCAGGUACAUGUGGGCACCCAGAUUAAAAUACCAUCUUUGUUCGGUAUUUCCCAUUGUACCAUCAGCUCCACUGAAAUGAAGCCUCAUUUUCCUGAUAUUAUGGGAUGGACUAUACUUUUACAAAUGAAUUUAUCUUGUAAACUCACUGUCAUCCAGUUUGUCUCAAAGCCACUCAAUGUUUUGUAUGUUCAUUUAAUCUUUGGAGUCAGGGAAACAUAGAAACCAUGUCAGCAUGUUUACCACUUUCACUCACUGCCACCUUUCUUCAGUUGUCACAUCAGAUUUCCCCUUAAGAAUAGUAGUCAUCUUUGGAGAAUGCCAGCUUGUGUCAUGUUGGUUCUUUUAGAAACAAAAAACAACUAAAUGCAUCCAAGUUAAUAAUGGAAAAGUUUAUUUACUCGAUACAAUGUAAUAUUAUAAAUCUAGCAGGUAAUUUAGAGGAAAAGCAUCUUCGGCUGGUCAUGGUGGCUCACGCCUGUAAUCCCAGCACUUUAGGAGGCCGAGGUAGGUGGAUCACGAGGUCAGGAGAUCAAGACCAUCUCGGCCAACAUGGUGAAACCUCAUCUCUACUAAAAAUACAAAAAAAAUUAGCUGGGCUUGGUGACUCAUGCCUGUAAUCCCAGCACUUUGGGAGGCUGAGGCUGGCAGAUCACGAGGUCAGGAGAUCAAGACCAUCCUGGCCAACAUGGUGAAACCCUGUCUCUACUAAAAAUACAAAAAAAUUAGCUGGGCAUGGUGGUAUGCGCCUGUAGUCCAAGCUACUCGGGAUGCUGAGGCAGGAGAAUCACUAGAACCUGGGAGGCGGAGGUUGCAGUGAGCCAAGAUCACACCACUGCACUCCAGCCUGGCGACACAGUGAGACUCUGUCUCAAAAAAAAAAAAAUCUUCUGAAAUAAUAUGAAAUGGUUUUCUCAUAAAAAGAAAAAGCACUCCAUGCUGCUGAUAUUGCUUUUCCUCCUUGUACAUUUUAAGAUUAUGAACAUUUAUAUAGGUUUAAAAAAUACAACAAUAGGCAGUGAAAAGGCUCCGUCAUGCCAUCAUCCUGUGUCAUCCCCCAUAUUUCCAGUUCCCACCUUAUCUCCUUUACAGAAGUUACUGUUUUCUGUUACUUUGGAGAGUUUAUUAAGAAGUAUACAAGCAAAUAGAAAUAUCUGUUUUGAUAUCUUUCCUGUUAUUUUCCCUUUUUAUAUAUAUGUAGCAUAUACAUAUGGUGAGCCUUUUGUGUUGUUAAGCAGUAAGUCUGGAUUGGCCCACGGAGAGCUUCAUUCAUUGUACAGCUGUAGGCUAUUCCAUUGUAUGGAUAUGUCAUAACUUAUUUCACCAGUCAACCAGUCUUAUAACAAGGACAUUUGGUUGUUUCCCAUUUUUAGGUAUUAAAAAACGAUGUCAUAGUAAAUAACCUCAGACCUAUGUCAUACAUGACAUAGGUUUACUACAUGUGUUUAAUUUUCAGACAUGGGGCUUUCUGGGUCCAGGGUAUAUACAUUUUCCAUUUUGAAAGUUAUUCAGACAUGGGGCUUGCUGGGUCCAGGGUAUAUACAUUUUCCAUUUUGAAAGUUAUUGCCAAGUUCUCCUUCAUGGGGGUUGUAGCUAUUUAAUCUCCCUGCAUCAGUAUAUGAAAGUGCCUUUUCUCCUGCAGUCUUGUUAACAGAAUAAUAUCAAAUGUUUGGGUAUUUUCCAAUAAAAAAUAUAUCUGACAUAUGA